Messenger RNA from Kwoniella shivajii, 1359 nucleotides. RefSeq lists its product as uncharacterized. The record is from RefSeq and is a predicted model, not a curated record. Gene Ontology annotation, molecular function: flavin adenine dinucleotide binding; sarcosine oxidase activity; saccharopine oxidase activity. Lineage: Eukaryota; Fungi; Basidiomycota; Tremellomycetes; Tremellales; Cryptococcaceae. The transcript has 7 exons. The coding region runs from base 1 to 1359 and encodes 452 amino acids.
AUGGUCGCGAAGGAUGCCAAGAUCAUCGUUGUCGGGGGUGCUGGUACAAUGGGGUCCUCAACUGCGCUUCACCUCUCGCGAAGAGGCUAUACCGAUAUAAGAAUAUUGGACAUGUUUCAGCCGCCAUCUAGCAACUCAGCCGGUAAUGAUAUGAACAAAAUGAUUAGUACUCAUUAUAUGGAUGGUAUAUGGGGUCGACUGGCUUUGGAAACUUUUGAUGCAUGGAUGAGCGAUUCUCUUUUCACUCCGUUCAUACAUCCAGUCGGACGGCUGGAUUUGGCAAACCAUGACAAGGAACGAAUCAAGACCCUUAAACAUCAAUACGGAUUGAGUGUAACAGCAGGGCGAGGAGAUAAAGUUGAAUGGUUGGAAACAAAGGAAGAUAUACUGAAAAGGGGUCCACAUAUGAAAGAUGCUGAUAUAGAGGGCUGGACAGGGUUAUGGGCCAAAGAUGCUGGAUGGCUUGCUGCUCGAGACGCUUUAACAGCUGUUGGAGCGGAGUUGAGAAAGAUCGGUGUGAAGAGCGCGUUCGGUACAUCGGGAACCUUCAAGUCGUUAAUUCUGCACGAUGACGGUAAAACAGUACUGGGAGUCAAAACCAUCGAUGGUACCGAAUGGACAGCAGAUCUUGUCAUCCUCGCUACAGGGGCUUGGUCACCUACAUUGAUAGACCUAGAAGAUCAAUGUGUGUCCAAGUGCUGGCAAUUUGGUCAUAUCCAACUUACUCCGGAGGAGACCAAGGCUUUACAAGGCACACCUUCUAUGUAUACUGGCGAGCUAGGCUUCUUCAUGGAACCAUCCCCACACGGAGUUAUGAAAUUCGUCAACGAGUUCGAAGGUUACACUAGAAUGGCUACAUGUCGUCCUUUCGGUUCAGAUAAAGACAUCAGAAUGUCUGUACCCCGAUCGCACGCUUUACACCCGACGGAUACAAUCCCAAAGGAGGGAGAAUUGGCUAUUCGAAAGCUCAUGAAGACAUGCUUCCCUCAGUUCGCCGACAGACCUCUGUUUGACACAGCUAUCUGUUGGUGUACUGAUUCAUACGAUGGCAACUGGUUACUCUGUGACGAUCCGAGAUACAAGGGUUUGAUCUUGGCAACUGGCGAUUGUGGACAUACCUUCAAGAUGCUUCCAAUUGUUGGUAAAUAUGUAGCCGAUCUGAUCGAAGGCAAGCUUUCGGAAGAGGACGAGAAACGAUGGAAAUGGAGACCAGAAGGCAGAAACCCGGAUGAUACAGGACGAGAGGGGUUGAAGCCCCAAGAUCUUUCAGAUAAAGAAGGCUGGUGCCACGAUGGUGACAUCAACGGAGAUGCCAUAGUGGCUGACUUGGCUGGAAGGAUGGAUAACUCUAGAUUGUAG